Anarrhichthys ocellatus (wolf-eel) is the source of this 2816-nucleotide messenger RNA. RefSeq names its product wingless-type MMTV integration site family, member 10b (gene wnt10b). Gene Ontology annotation, biological process: cell fate commitment; neuron differentiation; multicellular organism development. Gene Ontology annotation, molecular function: cytokine activity; frizzled binding. The transcript has 4 exons. The record is from RefSeq and is a predicted model, not a curated record. NCBI's taxonomy places the organism in Eukaryota, Metazoa, Chordata, Actinopteri, Perciformes, Anarhichadidae. The coding region runs from base 56 to 1345 and encodes 429 amino acids. Gene Ontology annotation, cellular component: extracellular region.
AACAGGACUUUAUUACUAGUGUUUUAAUGUCACGUCGCGUAAGACGCUUAACAAAAUGGAGCUAUCAAACAAACUCCGUUGGGACCAAUUCCUGAUUUUGGCAGCAGCACUUAUGUCACCUGCAAUAACGGUGCUGUGUAAUGAUAUACUCAGCCUGAGGGUGGCAGGAGAUCCAGUGCUAACCCCUAACUCAGUGUGCCUGAGGCUGGCAGGCCUCAGCAAACGUCAGAUGCGGAUGUGUGUGCGAAGCCCCGAUGUGACGGCCUCCGCUCUGCAGGGCAUCCAGGUGGCCAUCCACGAAUGCCAGCACCAGCUCCGGGAUCAGCGCUGGAACUGCUCGUCACUGGAGGGCCUUGGCAAGCUUCCCCACCACAACACCAUCCUCAACAGGGGUUUCCGCGAGAGUGCCUUCUCUCUGGCCUUGUUGGCAGCGGGUGUGGCUCACUCUGUGGCCUCGGCUUGCAGCAUGGGCAAGCUGCGGGGCUGUGGCUGUGAGGCCAAGCGUCGCCAGGACGAUGACAAGAUCCGGCUGAAACUCACACAGUUGCAGCUGCAGACCCUGCAGAAGGGUGGAGUAGGCCUCGGCAUGACACGAUCAUUACCCUCCGAGCUAAACGGUCAUCAUGGCGACCUGCCCGCUAACCUGCACUCCACCCACCCCUCCACCCUUCUCAAGCCAUUACCAGAUGACCUGAGCUCCAAGCAGGACACGUGGGAGUGGGGGGGCUGCAGUCAUGACGUCCGUUUUGGGGACCGUUUUUCCAGGGACUGGCUCGACUCACGCGGGUCUCCAAGAGACAUCCACGCUCGCAUGAGGAUACAUAACAACCGAGUGGGACGACAGAUAGUGACUGACAACAUGAAGAGGAAGUGCAAAUGUCAUGGCACAUCAGGGAGCUGUCAGUUUAAGACCUGCUGGCAUGUGUCUCCAGAGUUCCGGCUUGUGGGUUCUCUACUCAAGGAAAAGUUCCUGUCAGCCAUCUUUGUCAACUCCCAGAACAAGAACAAUGGGGUUUUCAACCCUCGGACAGGAAACGGCGCCAGCAUGAGCGCAGGGGGAUUUAACAGAGGCCCCCGUCGAACUAUGUCCAGGGAGCUGGUGUUCUUUGAGAAGUCUCCUGAUUUCUGUGAGCGUGAUGCGUCCGCAGACUCUCCAGGUACACAAGGACGUAUCUGCAACAAAACCAGCUACAGCACAGACAGCUGCGGCUCGCUGUGCUGUGGCCGCGGGCACAACAUCCUAAAACAGACACGCAGCGAGCGCUGCAAUUGCAGAUUCCACUGGUGUUGCUACGUGCUGUGUGAGGAGUGUCGUCUCACAGAGUGGGUCAAUGUGUGCAAGUAAAUCCCAGUUCUUCCAGUCCCAGCUGCCUUUACCCAUCCAGGACUCAAGAUGGCGAGCCUGUCCCUUGGCCCACUCCUUUUGUUUGAGCGUUUGUUUUGCUCCUUGUGUAACUCUCCCAGCAAAUCUGUUUAUCCCCCCUGCUCCUUCUUUUUGGUCCAUCAUCUGGGAUCUAUUUUCUCUUUGUAGCCGCUGUUAUUCUCAAAAUGCCAAGUCAGAGAUUGAAGAGGUGACUCAUGUCAUUUGUCUUACCACGGUCUGUUUAGACGCUGCCCUCUCAGCCAUGAAAACUGCUUAUAACCUAUUCUAUUCUAUCCCACAAAACAAAGACGAGCCGAGAACCAUUUCUAUAUCUACAUGCGGACUCAUCUCAUUGUACAGUAGCUGUGUAUUUUAAUGUGUACAUGUAUAUUUGUAAAUGUAUUAUUAUUAAUAUUAUUAUUGUGUUGGAGACUUUUUUGUUCUGACAGACUAGUGCUGGCCGAGUGGCUCCGGAUGGUGAACCAGUGCUGUUAGACAACAAAGUCUCAUUACAAUGUAUUACAUUUAACUGGGCUCCUCUAAUGAUCUCCAAGGUACUUACUCCAUUUGUAUAUUUUGCACCUGAGCCUCAGACAGAGCAACAAUACUUAUUUGGGGGUCCAUCAUAAAAACCUUUCUAGACAAGGGUUUUACUAAUAGAAGAAUACAAGAUAAAGGACAGUGUUUUUUGUGUUUUCUUUAAGGACUGAUCUGGACAGAGAGCUCAUAAGCAUAUCAAAGCGGGUAUAAUUGUGCAACUCAAGAUGGGAACGUUUUGAAGACAAAUUUUGUCCUUUCAGCUGAAAUACUUAUCAUUCUGAUUUAUUUACACCAUUGUAACAAUAGUAAGUACUUCGUGAGAGUGGGCACUAUUGGUCAUGUUUUUCGUGAAUAUAACUGUGAUGUGUCACUUUUCCUAUGAAACCAUGACUGAGCUCUUGUUAUUCUGUGCUUGCCUUUGUCCAUUUCAUCAGUCCGAGCACUCCUUAGAUUCUUCCCACAUGUAGUACAUGUCAAAGUGAGAGAUGGACUUGCUUUAGUCUUGAACGGAUGCUGAAAGGUCUGUGUAUGUGUGCGUGCCUGUUGCUGUGUGAAUGGGGGUGGGGGGGGGACGACGACGACAAGUUCUACACACUACAGAUUUGGGAGGUGAGAGCCUUUUUUAUGGCCACUUCAUGCUGAGAGAAGGACUUUUUAUGGCUGCAGGAUAUUGUUUCUUUAAAGUAUGACUUUUAUUAUUGGAGAGAAGCAUCAAGAGAGCAGAGAGUGGGGGUGAUUAUACCAGUCUUUGCUGUGUGAGCGUCAGAGGGGAUCAUCUGUCCAGAGGAAGGGACUUGCUAAACCAUGUGGGACAUCGUGUCCCUGUUACCUGGGAGACAUACUUCACAAAUAUAAACACAUGCACCUAAACACAUGCAUGCAUUUAUGUAAAAAGACACUUACUUGUCGGAAU